GAAUUAGAAUGUAAACUGCACUCAAGCAUUUAAGUUUGAAUUCUUCUUUUGAGUCACUGUUGUCGUUGUUGUUUUCGAUCAAUUUUGUUGCCUCUUAGUGUCCUCACUUCAAUUCCUGGUCGUUAGAAUGGCGUUUUCAAGACCUGUCUGGCCAUAUGGCAACUGGAAAGAUAAGGAUAAGCACAAAAUCCAGGGCUGUCCCCAUCUUCUUCUGCCUCGCGAUGUAAGAUCCAUCCUUUCCAAAUCAUCAAGAAAACGAACAUCUUUGUUUCAAAACCUGGAAUCUUCUAUGGAAAUGGACGAGACAGAAUUUAAAAACGUACGCGACACAUUUUUCAAGAUGAUUGAGGACGCUUUAGUUGAUCUUCAAAAAUCAUAUAAGAUUUUCGAGAACAGCUACUUAAAUCUUGUUGGUAGUUCGGCAGAAAAUACCAAAAUUGGAAAACCGGAUGAAUUUGAUUUUACUGUUAUUCUUCCAAGGUUGGCCAACCCGGAUUUUUUUUGUCGAGGUAGGAGAAAACAAAACCAAGCAUUCUUAGAGUUGUGUGCUGACCUUCACCUUAAUGGUCCAGACAGGUUUGCAGAUGACAUUCACCACCUAUUAAAAGGUCUUAUGUCCGCUAGUUUGAUUGAAAACCUUGCGCCAGGAUGGAAGUUUGUAAUCACAGGGUGCAAUAUUUUCGAACGAAAGGUGGCAGACACUUACCACUUUACUCGGAGCAGCGAUUCGUUUGACGUUGACGUAAAUGUCUGUUUUCUUAUUCCUUUCUCAAAAGAGACAAUACUGCUGCACUUGAAUGAUUUUAAGCUUGAAAACGGUCAGCUCAUUCAAAGCGAGGCAGAUGAGAGAGGGCUUCUCUACGUACAGCUUCCGAGAGGGUUCGAAGUCAGAUUUACCUCAUCUCACUUGGAAAAGAAUGCAUUUGCUUCUUUCGGAAGAAAUUCAGCUCAGACACGAACAUAUCGUUUGGUUAAAUGUAUCGCCAAAGUUUUACUCCCUAAAAUUGAACAAAAGUAUAGGUGUUGUCGUUGUAGAGAGCCAAUCUUUGCUUCGUUUUAUUUGAAGAAUAUUGUUCUUUUCCUUUGUGAAUAUUACAAAAAAGAUGAACAUUGGCAAGAAGAAAAUAUUGGAAGCAGAGUGAUAGAAGUAUUUCUUAUUCUAAACCAUUGUUUUUCAAAAGAUUUCCCAUGUAUUUCUGGCUAUUUCUUCCCUGUGACUUACAGCGUGAAUGAGUUGUUUGUAUACCGACCGCAAACCAGGUACCUUAUAUCUGAAUCUGAAGACAUCCAUUUCGUGGAUGAGAGUAAGUUAACAGAAAUAGAAAAGACGUGCGAGGAGGCAGUAUAUUUUGAUUUAAACGAAUAUUUGUUCCAAAUGCAAAGUAGGCGAAAAGAAUGUUCUAUCAAAAAUUUGUUUGAAAGCAAUCGGUGUUUGGAAAGAGUUCAGUUUCGCCGCAGUCAUGACCCGGAAGAAAUUAGAUUUGACCCAGGAAAAAGCGAGGCUGGGAGAGUAAGAGAUUUCCCGAAAAACCUCUCAAGAGAAACUCGUCACGACGAUAAAGCCCAGCAUCGCUGUUUUCUCCCCGAGGUCGAAAAAAUAUGUCAACUUACUGAAGAUGAUUCUUUUCAUAAAAAGGUUAGAGAGUAUGUUGAACGCUUAGAGACAACAGAAUGGAAUUAUAAAGAUGUUUUACAAGGAGUUGUCGAUCUAUUGCUUGAAUUGUGAUGAAGUGAAUUGAACUGAA
Molecule: messenger RNA, 1745 nt
Organism: Saccostrea echinata
Lineage: Eukaryota; Metazoa; Mollusca; Bivalvia; Ostreida; Ostreidae
Exons: 2
Coding region: 128-1726 (532 amino acids)
Source: RefSeq, a predicted model, not a curated record